AUGUCCGACUUCUUUGAUUUGAGUGCAACUUCGUGUCUGCUUGACUUUCAAAAGAAAAAGUACGACCUGGUGCACUUGGAAUACAAUAGAAGCUUGGGAAGAGGUGACAAGGCCACUAGCAUGCAUGAGGCUCUGUUGCCUUCCGUCUCGACAGCGAUCGCCAUAACUUGA
Molecule: messenger RNA, 171 nt
Organism: Colletotrichum lupini
Lineage: Eukaryota; Fungi; Ascomycota; Sordariomycetes; Glomerellales; Glomerellaceae
Exons: 2
Coding region: 1-171 (56 amino acids)
Source: RefSeq, a predicted model, not a curated record